AUGGACGGUGACGAGAAACCGAUUAAGCGCUUGGCGCCCAGCGUCACGAUCAGUGACUGCGCGUCUGAGGUCUUUUGUACGAGGUUUUCACCCGAUGGGAAGCUCCUGGCGGCUGGAUGCGGUGAUGGGGCCAUUCGAGUGUUUAAUGUGCACGACGGCAAGUUGUCGUACACUUUGAUACAGCCGCAAAGCAGCUACGGCUUCGGUUUACCGUGCACGGCCAUCAGGUUCCGUCCUCUCACCAGUGCCACCAAGACCAAAAACGUGCUGCUCGCUGCAAAUUCCAAUGGGUCGGUAGAGCACUGGCACAUCACGUCGGGCAAGUGUCUGAACGCCAUCACAAAUACCCAAAAUCAACUGUACGCUCUUGACUAUCGCGAGGAUGGAGCCCUGUUCGCUACGGGGGGCAAAGAUCAUGGCAUUCGAGUCUACGAUGAAGCCACAAAAGCUGAGGUGGCGUGCAUGGAUAGUGGCCACGGUACUCUCACUGCAGGCCACUCGAACCGCGUCUUCUCCAUCAAAUUCGCUCCAGAAGAUGACAACACCAUCGUCUCUGGUGGGUGGGAUAACACACUUCAGAUCUGGGAUAUUCGCGUGGGUCACUCGGUCCGAAGCAUCUACGGACCUCACGUGGCAGGAGACGCAGUCGAUAUGAACACGCGUGGAGAGAUCCUCACGGGCUCGUGGCGUCCUGAAAACCCUCUGGAGCUCUGGGACUUUGGCUCGGGCAAGCGUCUUCUGACUGUGCCGUGGAACCAGAGCGCUAUUCGCUCGGAGCCCUGUUUCCUGUACUCGGCCCAAUUCUCCAAGUCGAAAACCGGACAGCAACUUAUCGCUGCGGGGGGCAGUGGAUCCAACGAAGCCAAAGUGUUCAACCACGACUCGAACAACAAACUUGUGGGCACAAUCGCAGGCUUAAGUCGUGGUGUCUUCACUCUCGACUUCGCUGCUGCCAUCGACAAGAUGGUGGUGGCGGGGGCGGAUGCUGCGAUUCGCAUCAUCGACGUCUACGACCACAUUCCAGGCGAAAAGUCUCGUGAACGCCCUACGACUCCUUCGAUCAGAAAUGCCCUCAUGCCGCAUGAAAGCUUGACGCGUCUGGCCUCCCCCGCUCUAAGCACUGAAGCACUGAGAGCUCCGUCCUCACCGCUGCACAGAAUGGCUGUGCACGACAAAUGA
Messenger RNA from Phytophthora infestans T30-4, 1179 nucleotides. RefSeq lists its product as uncharacterized. Gene Ontology annotation, molecular function: protein binding. Lineage: Eukaryota; Oomycota; Peronosporomycetes; Peronosporales; Peronosporaceae. The record is from RefSeq and is a predicted model, not a curated record. The transcript has 4 exons. The coding region runs from base 1 to 1179 and encodes 392 amino acids.